CGUUACCCUGGCAGCGCCAGGAUUUUGGGAAGGGGGAGGAGGGGGAUAGCGGCACGCCUUCCCUUUUGCCCGACGCGACCCGGAAGAGGUGGUGGAGGUUGGUAACAAUUUAGAAGAAGGAAAAAAAAAAAAAGGAGGCUAUGUUCAGCUUCUUCCGAAAAAGCCAGGAUUCAAAGAAAGUGACAGUGCCUGAGAGAGAAGCAGAUGGAUUUGUUAUUGUGGGUGACACAAUUGAUGAUCAAAGUAGAGAGUCAAAGGAUAAAACUUCAUUUCCAGAGACCAGACCCAUGUACAAGCAGCCUUCACAGAUAAAUACAGGGCACCGAUCGCAGUUGAGUGUAUCAAGUGCCGAGGUGGGAAAUGAAAGGAGUCAAAAUUUGGAAAGCAGCCCUUUCAUGUCAGAUCUUCUGAGUGACGUACCCUUUGCCCUAGCACCACAUGUGUUAGCAGUACAGGGCACCCGUAAUGACGUUCCUGACCGAUUGCUCACCUACGACAUCAAUGAUAAUUUAUCAAGAUUUUGGUAUGACUUUACCCUUGAAAAUUCAGUGCUUUGUGAUCCGUAAUGUUUUCUUUAGUAUUUCUGUCUGUGUCAAGGAAAAAGUCCUAAGGUGAAGAUACAGACUUAAUCGACUUAAUAUUUUGGGGGACUACCACUGAUGAAUCAGAUGAAUUGUGUGAAAAGGAUUCUUAUUCACAACCAUGUUGUAUUUCUUAGCUUUAAGUGAACCGUAACUUAACGAUGUUAAAUAUUCUGGUUAUUUCAAAAGAAAUCAAGCAAAACUGUUUCAGCCUGAGACUGCUUGUUGCUAUCUACUUCCAGUAGGUAGGCUACAGACACAAACAUUUCAUAACUUUAAGAUGAAGUCUACACACGCCUGCACUGUUUUGUUAUUUCACUCAGAUACUAAACACAUAGAUCCUGUUGCAUGUGUUAAGAUCACCUCUGAUUUUCUACAGAUAGAAACCAGUAUUAACACUAAAGCAAUAUUGCUUUGCACUCCUGAACAGACAGCUUUUCAGUUAGACCAAGUUUUAAAACUCAGAGUUCAUUACGAGUACUUAAAUAAUUGUGAAGACUUAAUAGAACUGGUAAAAUUUACUAAUUUCAAGGUAAAAAUCAGUUGCUCUGCUCCCUUUCCAAUAGAUGGUAUUUUUGUCCAUCUCAUGUUGUGCCUGGAGAAGUCCUUGCCUCCUGCGUGUUGGCUGCUGUUUGUUCUCAUUACCACAUGUGUUCCUGAUUUAUACACAGAUCAGCUUUUCCAUUUUAACCUCUUUGCCCCCUGAAGAAGGAAAUCUCAGGACACGUACUUUUAAUGGUCACACCCUUCUUUUUUCAAUUUGUGUGCCAGAGAUACACAUGGCAAUGUUUAGCAACAGGAAAACAUUACAUUGUUUCUUAUCCAGCUAAAUUAAAUGGCUAAGUACCUAAACAUGCAUUCUCACAGACCACUGUCCCCCCUGCUCACAAGCUUUAAGCAUGUUUUUCCCCGACUAAAACCAGAGCUGCUGUUGCACGAGCAGCAGCUCCCUGAUGUGGUGGCAUGAGUUUUGAUGAAUAAUGAUCUGUGUCACACAAAAAAAACACUUGUUUUUUCUCUCGGGGUAGAAUAUUUAUAUUGUGCCAAACAUUAGUGGAUAUUUUCAUAUAUUUUCUAUGCUCUGUGCUAGCUUAAGAUACAUAUAUUUUCAGACUUGCAUCCUCUUAUAGUUUUUGAGAGAAAUACUGUAAAUGAUGGAGAAAUUACAUUGUGAAUACGUCUUAGGUUGUUAAAUAUUUGUGGUUUAGAUUUUUUUAAGUGUAUGUAUUUAAUAUUUUUGACAGCUGUGCUCAUAAAUGUUUUGAAGUUAUUGUUUCAGGGACAGUAUCUCUUCUACAGUCCAAUAAAAAACAUGCUAAAU
Messenger RNA from Pezoporus flaviventris, 1902 nucleotides. It is a transcript of the gene UMAD1, whose product is annotated as UBAP1-MVB12-associated (UMA) domain containing 1. The record is from RefSeq and is a predicted model, not a curated record. The transcript has 4 exons. The coding region runs from base 141 to 566 and encodes 141 amino acids. Lineage: Eukaryota; Metazoa; Chordata; Aves; Psittaciformes; Psittacidae.